AUGGAUGAGUACAUGUCCAUUGCACUAGUAUCAAGUGGUUACCCAUUGUUAGCUGUCACGUCCUUCGUGGGAAUGCCUGAUAUCGUCACAAAAGACGAUCUAGAUUGGUUGUUCAACGACCCAAAGAUCCUCAAGGCUUCAACAAUCAUCUGCAGGCUCAUGAAUGAUUUGGCGACACAUAACUUUUCGUUCUUGCAAGUGUUCCAUAAAGAUAUAGACCCAACCCAACUCCUAUGGAAUAUAGACGAACAAGAAGCGGAAAACAACCUGCGCAAGCAAGUGAAUGACUCGUGGAAGGACAUCAAUGAGGAGUGUCUUCACCCGACUGCUGUCGCAAUGCCGCUUCUCGUGGGAAUUCUCAACCUCUCACGAGUGAUGGAUGUGUUGUACAAGGAUGGCGGAGAUCAUUAUACCAGUCCUCAUAUUGCACUGAAAGAUUACAUACAUUCGGUGCUCAUAGACCCAGUGCAAUAG
Eucalyptus grandis is the source of this 474-nucleotide messenger RNA. Its product is annotated as (-)-germacrene D synthase-like. NCBI's taxonomy places the organism in Eukaryota, Viridiplantae, Streptophyta, Magnoliopsida, Myrtales, Myrtaceae. Gene Ontology annotation, molecular function: terpene synthase activity; magnesium ion binding. The transcript is spliced from 2 exons. The record is from RefSeq and is a predicted model, not a curated record. The coding region runs from base 1 to 474 and encodes 157 amino acids.